GCGCCUCCCGCGCGCUCCGGGCCCUACGAUUGGCUGGCGCCUGGCGGGCCGGGGCUGGCGCCAAUUCGAAGAGCGGGAGCGGAGCGGCAGCUAGUUCCGGCCAGUCCCGCCAUGCCCGAGCCGCAGAGCCCGGCGCUUCCGCCGCAAGGGGAGCUGCAGUACCUGGGGCAGGUCGAGCACAUCCUGCAGCGCGGCCACCGGAAGGAGGAUCGGACCGGGACCGGCACCAUCUCCGUGUUCGGGCUGCAGGCGCGGUACAGCCUGAGAGAUCAGUUUCCUUUGCUGACAACAAAACGAGUGUUCUGGAAGGGAGUGCUGGAAGAGCUGCUAUGGUUUAUCAAGGGUUCAACAAAUGCUAAAGAGCUCUCUGCAAAAGGAGUGAAGAUUUGGGAUGCCAAUGGAUCACGUGAAUUCCUGGAUAAACAAGGUUUCACUGACAGAACAGAAGGGGAUUUGGGACCAGUGUAUGGUUUCCAGUGGAGACACUUUGGAGCUGAAUACAAAGAUAUGAAUUCAGAUUAUUCAGGCCAAGGAGUGGACCAGCUGCAGAAUGUAAUCGACACAAUCAAAAACAAUCCAGAUGACAGAAGAAUCAUCAUGUGUGCUUGGAAUCCCAAAGAUAUUUCACUAAUGGCUUUGCCUCCAUGCCACGCUCUGUGCCAGUUUUAUGUUCUAAAUGGUGAAUUGUCUUGCCAGUUGUAUCAGAGAUCUGGAGACAUGGGACUGGGGGUGCCUUUCAAUAUCGCCAGUUAUUCACUGCUUACAUAUAUGAUUGCCCAUGUCACAGGCCUGAAGCCUGGUGAAUUCAUACACACACUAGGAGAUGCUCAUAUAUAUCUGAACCAUGUUGAACCUUUGAAAAUUCAACUUCAGAGGCAACCAUGUCCUUUCCCAAAACUCAAAAUUCUUCGUAAAAUUGAAAACAUCAGUGACUUCAAAGCAGAUGACUUUCAGAUUGAAGACUAUAACCCCCAUCCAGCUAUUAAAAUGGAGAUGGCUGUUUAAUGCACUUAACUUUUUAAACAUGAUAGGAGUCUGUUUCAUAAGUAUGUUACCUUCUCUGUACUUAAAGCUCAAUCUAGUGCUCUUAAAUGUUGCUAAAACAGUUAAAUGACUGCUUCUGAACAGUCUGUGGUCUAGAGCAGGGCCUCUUUCAAAGUAUCUUUAAUGAGAAAUGGCUUGCCUUCCUGCAGGUGUCAUUGAACCAAAUCUUGCUGUAAAAAAAAUUAGCACUCUGUUUACUAGCCAGUCUUUGAGUUCAGGACCUCUGUUGGAAGAUGACUCGGGGUUGUAUAUUUUUACUGUCUAUAAAUCAUUGAGGGAUUGGCUGGAGCCCCCCCUAAGUUGUUACUGGGUUUAAGUUAAUAUUUCAAGCUUUUCCUUGCUCUGCACCGUAGCCUGAGCAGUGAAAGGGUUUAGUUUCGUUAUAUAUUAGUUACUUACCCUUAUGUAUUAGUAGUAAAUAUUUAAACAAAACACUUGUUACAGCAGGAUUUUUUUAAGCUUGGAAGGUGGUGAUAAGAAUGUUUAAUAAACUUGUAUAAAUAUUUUUAA
Molecule: messenger RNA, 1554 nt
Organism: Gopherus flavomarginatus (Mexican gopher tortoise)
Lineage: Eukaryota; Metazoa; Chordata; Testudines; Testudinidae
Gene: TYMS
Product: thymidylate synthetase
Exons: 7
Coding region: 112-1005 (297 amino acids)
Biological process (GO): dTMP biosynthetic process
Cellular component (GO): mitochondrion; cytosol
Molecular function (GO): thymidylate synthase activity
Source: RefSeq, a predicted model, not a curated record